Clonostachys byssicola is the source of this 972-nucleotide messenger RNA. NCBI's taxonomy places the organism in Eukaryota, Fungi, Ascomycota, Sordariomycetes, Hypocreales, Bionectriaceae. The record is from the annotation of a GenBank genome assembly.
AUGAGCAAACAAUCUCGCAAAUCAUGUGGCCUAAAGUCUGAACGCUCUCACGAUGAAAUAAAGGAUAUAUUCCCCGAUGCUGAGACACAAGAGGGAUUUGCCCUGUUCAGGUUGCCCUUGGAAACACGCUGGACGAUCUACGAAUUGAUCUUUAGCGAGGUUGAGGUGCCCGAGGGAAGAUACAUGAACCACAUCGGCGAAAAGGACUUUGAAGAUACAUCAUUGAAAUCGUCUGCCUAUGUCAAUAAAGUUGGGAAGAAGAUGCCCUACUGGCUCCGGCCUGAUUGUACGACACGCACGAUGAUCUGGACAGACUUCCUGCAGACUUGCAAGCGGGUAUACAACGAAGCCGGCUUGUUUCCGGUAAGCAUCAACAAGCACAAGUGCUACCAGAUCCAUGGGCCUGGUGAAGACCCUGGCCAAUAUCUGGAAAGAUUUACAUCGCGCCAGCUCACUCAGGUGCGCCGUCUACACUUCUAUACACAGCAGCACACGUUGGAUGAUAGCGCGAUCCCCUUGAGAAAACAGCUGAAGAUGGCGUCAGUGGCGUUGGAACAUCUGGUUAUUACCAUCCGGAACUGCUCGAGGCGUCCGCCAGGGCGAAGUGACCCCUCGGCAAUCCGCGAGCCACUUCAAGUCAAUCCAUAUCGUCGAGGCUUGGCUUCUUGGCACGAUAUGACGGAGGAUAUGGAGUCAAUGGAGAAUGGUGACAACUUGCUGAUGCUCAAAUCCGGAUGGGCAGGCAUUUUCGCCCAAUUCCAUAAUCUGAAGACUUUGACAAUAGAGUUUGAACAUCACGAGGGCUUCGAGGAUGAGCUUGGGAGACUCGCUCAGUGGGCUCAGAAGUGGCGGUUUCCCCUCCAGGAAGGCCAUGUCUUAACAGACGGACCUGGCGAGGACUCAAGGUACAUGACUCUACGGUUUGUCGGGAUUGUGGACUGCUCAGGCCAAGUCAAGCCAGAGCAAGGGUGA